CUAACUUUCCUCAGUUUUCUGCAGAGGAGAGACCCGCAGCUUCUGUGCGCGCUCCUACACACAUGCACCUGCACGCGCACGGCGGCCUCGGACCGGACGGACGGACACAGGCACCGAGACGAACCGUGAGCAUGACCGCGGGAACGACGAGCUGCUGCCCGGUACCUUAACGACCGAGGACCCGGGGACCGAGGCGGCUGCUGCCGGAGGAGCAUCACUGAAAACAGAGGCGAUGAGGGGAAACCUGGAGGCAGCAGCCCGUUUCUAAGCAACACCAACAGCAACACAGCCAGCGGCGCCUCACACCAUGGGCUACAAGAUCCCCUCGGCGGCGAUGGACCGAGUCAGCCUGCUGUGGCGCCUGAGGCGUCGGGCUCGCCGUGGAGCGCUCUGCAUGGCCUUCUUCUGCAUCUCCAUGGCUCUGCUCUACGCCAUCUGUGCCGAAAACAGCGUGCCCGUCACAGACGCCAUCUUUGGGGUGCGGGCAAGAACUCGGGCUCAGCCUCGUGCACACUCUGUCAUCAAGGUGCUGCGAGGCGGAGCCAAGCCCAUGUACAUCGACCCUCAGAAGCUCCCAGGGGUCGUCCCAGGUGACCCUCGCCGUCCAAUCCCUGUCCUCUCCUCUCCGAACCACACCCACGAAGCGGUGGACUCGACAUCAAAGAAGAAGUCGAGAGAUCGGGAGCCUUCUGGGUUUUUCGCUCACCUGCUGCCGCGCCCCUUCACUCGCGCACUGGAGACCCUGUUUGGAGGCCGGCGCAGGGGGGAGCUGAGCGGCAAAGGGGGGGACGCAGAGUUCUUCGGGCCUCAUGGGCUCCUGGGAGAGGUGUGGGAUGAUGAGAUGUCCAGUAGCAUGCUGGGAAACCGACUGAGGAGGGUGGUGCAGAACUAUCAGUCGAUGAACAAAUAUGGAGUUGAGGUUUCCGGCCCCGGGGGCGUCUCCAGCAGACCCAAGCUGAGCGGCCCCGAGCUUCUCUGCCAGCUGAGAGACAAGACAGAGGUGGCGACCUUGACCUCUGACCUCCAGCCCUUCUCGUCGCUGCCCUGGGCCGCCCAGCUGCCGCCGAAGCCACUGACCUCUGACCUCGGGCCGUACAAGAGCUGUGCCGUGGUGUCGUCGGCGGGGUCGCUCCGCUACUCCGGACUCGGCAAAGAGAUCGACUCCCAUGAUGCCGUGCUGCGCUUCAACGCCGCGCCCACCAGCGGCUACGAGAAAGACGUCGGCUCGAAAACCACCAUUCGCCUCAUCAACUCACAGGUGAUGGCGUCUGACGAUCAUCACUUCCUGUCCAGCUCUCUGUACAGCUCAGGUGCUCUGGUGGCCUGGGACCCCGCCCCCUUCUCCGCUGACCUCACUCAGUGGUUCAACAGGACGGACUACCCGAUCUUCGCCCAGUACCAGAGAUAUAGACGACUCCAUCCUCUGCAGCCUUUCUACAUCCUGCAUCCGCGCUUCGAGUGGCAGGUGUGGCAGCGAAUACAAGACAACAUGGCAGAACCCAUCCAGAAGAACCAUCCUCCUCCCGGCUUCCUCAGCACGGUCCUGAUGAUGUCACUGUGCGAGGUGGUGCACGUCUACGAGUUCCUGCCGUCGCGGAGGAAGACGGAGCUCUGCCAUUACUACCAGCGUUUCUUCGACGCCGCCUGCACGCUGGGCGCCUACCACCCGCUCCUGUACGAGAAGAACCUGGUGAAGCGGAUGAACCAGGGCACCGACCGCGACAUCUACACACACGGACGCAUCACGCUGCCCGGGUUCAGAAAGAUGAACUGCACCCAGGCUGCUGCUGGAGGCCUGAAGCACCACUGAUCCCCCCACUUUUUACACACACACACACACACACACACACACACACACACACACACACACACACACACACUGUAAAGCAGAACCCUGCAUGAAGAACACGCAACAACGAGGACAGACGCAUGAAAACCUCGAACUCACUGCCGAACAAAUGAACGCAACUCACUGUAAAUAUCACACACGCACACGCACACGCACACGCACAAACACACACUGGAGUCGAAUCAACUGAUAGAUGUGUCAGCUGUUCACACACACACACAUACAGUAUCAUAUAUAUAUAUAUACUUAUGAGGACAUUCCAACAUUCCAACUGUAAACUAACCCUCGUCUCAAAUGUUAAAGGAUGUUUCCGCUGUUUUUGCAGGUUUUAGCCAACAAACAAAAACUGUGUGUAUUAAAUAUCACCAUCAAACAUCAGCCAUUUUUUUUAUUUGACUAGUUGUAUCUGUAAAAAUGGCAUUUAAUAUAAUCUGCUUCAACAGAAACACACCAAUCAUCCACCACAUUAAAACCAGUCACCUGCUUCAACCUGAAUUGUUUAUUAACGUUAACCUUUACAUCAAAAUGAUGAUGAUAUCACGUACACACAUCAUUUAUUGUUUAUUGACUGAAACAGUACAAAAGAGCAGUUUGGUCUUUAACCCUGACUCUAAUCUCAACCUUAAACCAAAGUCUGAAUCUUGAACAAAUCAGAUUUGGACAAAUGGACCUGAUUCAUCUCAAAUAUGUGAAGAAACUCCACCUGUACAGAGAAAUGUGACGUGUAGAUAUAUAUAUGCUGUAACAGACUCGUCCACCAGGAGGAGCUGUGUUCUCCUGCCCUCACUCUGUCAUCUCCACAUUUUACUUUAACUUUGAAAAGCUUCACACAGCCGUUCUCUGGAUGUUCCCCACAUGUUCCUGUUGGUGUGAACGAGUCGGACCCGGAACAAUCAUCAUUUUAAAAGGCGGCUGCAGGAAAAGAAAAUGUCCAGAGCAACUGACUUCAACAUUUGUGUUGGUACAUACAGAACCUCCGGAACGUGUCAGGAACACGUGCACUCCAUGUCUGAAACCAUCUUGUUACUGAUACGGAGCAAAACACGUGGGCGUGUCCUGGGCUGAAUCUGAACCAAUCAGAGCUCAGUCUCAACUCUGUUGUGGUUUUUCUAAUCAUCUCAGUUUUGUUUUUUUUACCACGGAGCUUCGUCGGUUAUUCAGGAAGAAAACACUUGAAUAAUUGAUGUCAUUUCAUUUCAGAGGAAAACCAGGAGAACAUGUUUCUCUCUGCAGCUGCACUCGUACUCCUGCUCCUUUCCUUUCAGUGUGACCAGCUCCUGACACGUCUCACUUCGGCUGACAGAUGCACUUUCCCCCUCGUGGUUCAGCCGGUGUCGGUGGUCGCACGUGGUUCGUGUGUUUUCCUCACAGUUCUCAGGAGAACUCUUCCCUUGAUAUGAGAACAAAAUGCCCCAGAAACAUAGAAGUGGCUUUGGUGAGGAUUUAAUAUUGAUGGAAAAAUUACUCCUUUUCUUUUUUGUUGUGUUUUUAGGACGUGAACUCUCAGCAGCAUCACUGUUGAUGCUUGUGUUCACUUUUCUUUAUAUUAAUCUGAAAUCUAUGUUUUUGACUUUUUUAUGAUUCAUUUCCUGAAGGGCCAUGAAAGUAUUAAAAAGCCGUAUAGAGA
Molecule: messenger RNA, 3476 nt
Organism: Hippoglossus stenolepis (Pacific halibut)
Lineage: Eukaryota; Metazoa; Chordata; Actinopteri; Pleuronectiformes; Pleuronectidae
Gene: st6gal1
Product: ST6 beta-galactosamide alpha-2,6-sialyltranferase 1
Exons: 9
Coding region: 308-1810 (500 amino acids)
Molecular function (GO): sialyltransferase activity
Source: RefSeq, a predicted model, not a curated record